This is a messenger RNA of Benincasa hispida (wax gourd), 533 nucleotides long. RefSeq lists its product as uncharacterized. The record is from RefSeq and is a predicted model, not a curated record. NCBI's taxonomy places the organism in Eukaryota, Viridiplantae, Streptophyta, Magnoliopsida, Cucurbitales, Cucurbitaceae.
UACUCACUGCUCCCACAGUCUCAUUCCAAACCAACCAACCAACCAACCAAGCUCCGACGACUACCAUGGUUUGCUUUUGCUUUAUGGUGGAUCAGAAGCGGAAGGUGCGGCGGAGCAGGCCGGCGCCUGGAAUUUGCUCCAGGUGCGGCGGAGGAGCCAGUGUAGCCGAUAUGAAAACCGCCACUAGAUUCUGUCACGUUCCCUUUUAUUGGAAAUCCUGGAGAGCACUCAUCUGUACCUUUUGUGGAUCUGUUCUUCGAUCCUAUCGCUAAUUUAUUUGUUUCCUUCCAUUUGUUCAAUGUUUCUUGACACUAAUUUUAAUUAAUUUAGUAGGUUGUGUUUAACUUGCCUUACUUUUAGUCGGAAUUUGUUCAAUCAUUCAUUUUCUCUGCUUUUAAGUGGGGAAAGAAGAAGAAUGUCCACAACCACAAGAAUCUUAGAGGUUGAUUGAUUAUUAAUGUUGAAUCUUGUUUAGUUCAAUUAUUUAUCAAUUUUCAUGGGCUUUAUUUGACUUUGUCGUCAAAUAUUUUCAA